CCCUUUAGACUAAUAUGGAGAAGGCAUUGCUCAGAUAAUUGUGACUCUUCUUUUUCUUAUCGUGACUUUUCAGCUUCUUUUGUUGAUAUUGCUUUCAUGUCUCAUACGCAUUAGAGUAUAACCUUGCGGAACCAGUAAUUCCGACGCUUUUUUCGCUCUGAGACAUUGCGACUAUCUAUCUAUGUAUGGUCACCAUGUCGGAUUGAGUGAGACCAGGGUAGCUACUUUCUUUUUCCUGCCGACUCAUACGUUGUGAGACAAAUCCAGCCUCUUCUCAGACUUGGCUGCACAAGAGUACCCGAAACCGAGCCGAGAAAAUAUCGUCCUGUCCACCUCUCCAUUUUCUCUCUUCUGGACAGCAACAGCAGCUCUUCGUAACCGGACGGGGGAGAGUUUCUUUCAAGUUGAGACUUGAGAAAUUUGAUCUUUUUUGUUUUAUUUGAAUACGAGAUUGCUGGAAACAAAUGGCGCCAACAGCGGCAAUGGCACCGGCCACAGUGGCCGAGGACGAUAACAAGACGACGAGGGCCCGAGAUGAGGCUGCUGCGGUGGAAUCAGAUACUGAGACUUUGCUUCAGGGAGUUGAUGAGAAGAAGUUGCUGCGGAAGCUGGAUCUUUACAUCAUUCCUCUCGUCAUGGGUUUGUAUCUGUUUAGUUUCCUUGAUAGGGUCAAUAUUGGCAAUGCUCGAUUGUACGGACUCGAAGAAGAUCUUCACCUCUCAUCCGAGCAGUUUCAAGUCACCGUUUCCAUCUUCUUCGUCACAUACCUCCUCUUCGAAGUGCCAUCAAACCUCGUCCUCAAACUCUUCACCCCCCGCCGGUGGGUUUCAUUCAUUGUCGUUGCAUGGGGCAUCAUCGCCACCCUGUCAGGACUGGUGCAGUCCUACGGAGCACUCAUCGCCUGCCGUUUACUCCUAGGCGUUGUCGAGGCGGGCCUAUUCCCCGGCCUCAGCGUCUAUCUCACCUUCUUCUACACCAAGCACGAACUGGCCCUGAGGAUUGGCUACCUCUUCGUCAGCUCUGCCAUCGCCGGCGCUUUGGGUGGACUGUUGGCUUAUGGCAUAGGACACAUGGAUGGCGUGUGUGGCAUGAGCGGGUGGCGGUGGAUUCUCAUCAUUGAAGGUAUUCCGAGCGUGAUUCUCGGUGUCGUCACUUUUAUUGCGCUGCCGAAUGAUGCGGAAUCGGCAUAUUUCCUGACGAAAGAGGAGAAACUGCUCAUGGAAGAGAGACACAGGCGGGAAUAUGGAAACACAGCCACCAGUCGUCAGUUUAGCCGGGUGGACAUGAAGAGGGCUUUCAAAGACUGGAAGGUGUGGGCGUUUUCUUUUGCGCAGUUUGGCGUUGAUACCAUGCUCUACGGAUUCUCGACUUUCCUGCCCACAAUCAUUAAUGCCCUCGGCGAAUGGACCGUUGCUCAAGUCCAGCUCCUCACCAUCCCGUGCUACUUCCUCGGAGCGGUGACCUAUAUGAUCAUUGCCAUGCUCUCUGAUAGAUUCCAGAUGCGAGGAAUAUUCUGCGUCAUCUUUGGCUGCAUAAGCAUCAUCGGUUAUGGUGUUUUGCUGUCCGACUCGGCUCCUGGAGUGCAUUAUUUCGGAUGCUUUCUUGUUGCGGGUGGUUUAUACGUUGUCGUCGGUCUUCCAAUCGCCUGGUUGCCAAAUAAUUCUCCUCGAUACGGCAAAAGAACAACUGCGACAGGCCUGCAGCUUACUUUUGGAAACGCCUCUGGAAUCAUGUCUGCAUUCAUAUACCCUGCGCUCGAUGGACCUCGCUUCAUUCGCGGCCAUGCCGUCUCGCUCAGCAUGGUCGGCGUGGGUAUCUGCAUAUAUGGCUUUCUGUGGUACUCGCUCUGGAAGGCGAACAAGCGUCGUGAUGCGGGAGAGUUGCCGCGAGAGCAUGAGGGCUUGCUGGAGGAAGAGCUCAAGGAGCUGGGAGACGACAGCCCUCAUUACAGAUAUACGAUUUAAUGCGAAAAGACGAAGAUGCGGGAUGUUACACUGGUUAAAGACUAGUAUAUAAUGGUAGAAGAUGGGCAUGUGUGGGAUGAAUUUUGGCUCAUCAAGGUUACUUAAUUAAUACGAUUGACAUGCUUUCCAAUAGGGAAAUGGAAUCAUAUGCUAAAAUGGCACACCUGGAAUUGCCCAACUAAGAUGAUAAAGAUGGAGUGUUUUUUG
This is a messenger RNA of Trichoderma atroviride IMI 206040, 2171 nucleotides long. RefSeq lists its product as uncharacterized. Gene Ontology annotation, biological process: transmembrane transport. NCBI's taxonomy places the organism in Eukaryota, Fungi, Ascomycota, Sordariomycetes, Hypocreales, Hypocreaceae. Gene Ontology annotation, cellular component: membrane. The record is from RefSeq and is a predicted model, not a curated record. Gene Ontology annotation, molecular function: transmembrane transporter activity.